Panicum hallii is the source of this 2025-nucleotide messenger RNA. RefSeq names its product probable pectinesterase/pectinesterase inhibitor 20. Lineage: Eukaryota; Viridiplantae; Streptophyta; Magnoliopsida; Poales; Poaceae. The coding region runs from base 61 to 1764 and encodes 567 amino acids. Gene Ontology annotation, molecular function: pectinesterase inhibitor activity; pectinesterase activity. The record is from RefSeq and is a predicted model, not a curated record. Gene Ontology annotation, biological process: cell wall modification. The transcript has 2 exons.
AGCACUGCGGGCAGAGAGCAUCGGCCGCGAAGCUCAGAGCUGCAUUGCUAGUUUUCUACCAUGGCCGUCCGCUGCGCCGCCGCUCUCUGCGCCCUCCUGCUGCUCUCCAUUUCAGGCCUCGCGCUCUCCGACGCGCCGCCGUCCACGCCGGUGUCGCCGUCGGCCGCGUGCAACGCCACCACGGACCCGACCUUCUGCCGGUCCGUGCUCCCGCCGCGCGGCAAGGGGGACCUGUACACGUACGGCCGCUUCUCCGUCUCCGAGUCCCUCGCGGGCGCCCGCAAGUUCGCCGCCCUCGUCGACCGCUACCUCGCGCGCCACCGGCACCUCUCGCCGAGCGCCAUCGGCGCGCUGCGGGACUGCCAGCUCAUGGCGGAGCUCAACGUGGACUUCCUCUCGGCCGCCGGGGCCACGAUCCGGGACACGGACACCCUCCUCGACCCGCAGGCCGACGACGUGCACACGCUGCUGUCGGCGAUCCUGACCAACCAGCAGACGUGCUUCGACGGCCUGCAGGCGGCGUCGGCGGCGUGGUCCGACCGCGGCGGCCUCGACGCGCCCAUCGCCAACGGCACCAAGCUCUACAGCCUCUCGCUCUCGCUCUUCACCAGGGCGUGGGUGCCCACGGCGAAGAAGGCGGGGCACUCGCACAAGGGCGGCGGCGGCGGCAAGGGCCGCGGGCACCACGGUCACGGCGGCAAGCACAAGAAGCUCCCGGCGAGGAGGGGCCUGUUCGACGUGACCGACGACGAGGUAGUGCGGCGGAUGGCCAUCGAGGGCCCCGAGCGGACGGUGGCGGUGAACACCGUGGUCACCGUGGACCAGAGCGGCGCCGGGAACUUCACCACGGUCGGGGACGCCGUGGCGGCCGCGCCGAGAAACCUCGACGGCAGCGGCGGGUACUACCUGAUCUACGUGCUCGCCGGCGUCUACGAGGAGAACGUGAUGGUGCCCAAGCACAGCAAGUACAUCAUGAUGGUCGGCGACGGCAUCGGCCAUACCAUCAUCACCGGCAACCGGAGCGUCAUCGACGGCUGGACCACCUUCCAAUCGGCCACCUUCGCCGUGGUGGGGCAAGGCUUCGUGGCGAUGAACAUGACGUUCCGGAACACGGCGGGGCCGGCGAAGCACCAGGCGGUGGCGCUCCGUUCCGGCGCCGACCUGUCGGCGUUCUACGGCUGCAGCUUCGAGGCGUUCCAGGACACGCUCUACACGCACUCCCUCCGCCAGUUCUACCGCGGCUGCGACGUCUACGGCACCGUCGACUACGUCUUCGGCAACGCCGCCGUCGUGUUCCAGGGCUGCACCUUCUACUCCCGGCUGCCGAUGCAGGGCCAGAGCAACACCGUCACGGCGCAGGGCCGCAGCGACCCCAACCAGAACACCGGCACCUCCAUCCAGGGCUGCGCGCUUGUCCCGGCGCCCGAGCUCGCCGCCAACACCGCCUUCACCACGCUCACCUACCUCGGCCGGCCGUGGAAGAACUUCUCGCGCACGGUGGUCAUGGAGUCGUACGUCGGCGGGCUCGUCGACCCCGCCGGUUGGAUGCCGUGGUCCGGGGACUUCGCGCUCGACACGCUCUACUACGCCGAGUACAACAACACGGGGCCGGGCGCCGACACCAGCCGCCGGGUAGCGUGGCCGGGGUACCACGUCCUCGGCGACGGCACCGACGCCGGGAACUUCACCGUCACCAGCAUGGUGCUCGGUGACAACUGGCUGCCGCAGACCGGCGUGCCAUUCACCAGCGGCUUGCUUUCUUGAAGAUCGAAUGCGAUGAGCAAUCCUUACGUAAUUAGCUCUAUGCGUAUCUGCAAUAAUUAUUAGUUCAGUUAAUUAUAAGUGGGGAAACUGGAAAUGUGGUGGUAUGGAGAGAGAUUCAGGAAUAUACGAAAGAAUAUGUGUACCUAACAAACAUGUAUUCUUGUUCUGUAUCAGACAUAUGCCGUUACUGCAUAAAAGAAGUGUGAUAAAAGGGGUGUUUGGUUUGAAGAAUGUGAUGGUGCACCAUCUUCUUACUCUUUC